AUGUCGAUUGAUUCAGCUCUCACCACCUCCUUCAUGGUGUUCGUAUCUGUUGUAGGAACCGCUGGAAAUUUAUUGGUCAUUGUCGCCAUUCUUUACAAGCGAAGGCUAAGAACAAUUCCCAAUUAUUUUAUCUUUGAUUUGGCUGUAUGUGACUUGCUGACAGUCUCCCUGGCUGUUCCUUUACGUCUUGUAGAAGCGUUUCAGCCGGGCCUCAUUCCUUGUGGUGUUGUCAUAGCAGUGAAUAUUCUCUUCGAUGGAUUAUCAAGGAUAAACAUCGUUUUUAUCAGCAUUGACAGACUUACAGCUGUGAAAUUUCCUUUCAAAUACAAUUUGUACAUGACAAACAGAGCUGUUGCUGUUUUUGUGGCAAGUGGAUGGACUAUCGUGACACUUUUUGCAAUUUUACCGAUUGUGGGCGUCGGCUCAGCUCCCGAAGAAGUCCUUCGCCACAAUCAUGGUUUAUGCUUCUUCUCAACAAAUUUAUCCACUUCGUAUUUGCUAACGUUUCUGAUUGGUUUCUGUUUGUUGCCGUUGAUAUUGGCUACAUCAAUCAACUGCUUUCUUCUCAAAGCCAGCCACAGGCAAUUGCGGGUCAUUCACGUACAACAAGUGCAGGUGGAAAAUAGUGUUAACACUUACUACCGUAAUGUCAGCGCAAUGUUAUUCAGCGGCAGAAAUCAACCGGCAAGUACAGGGCAGUACAACAGGACAUUCGCCCUUAAACAAAAGCGAGUUGCAAGGAUGGUCAUAAUUUUGGUGGGGUUUUUUAUAGUCCUUGUUCUGCCUAUCACAAUAAUUGAUCUUGUCGGAGCAUUUGGAGUAUCUAAAGUGCCGCCUGCAGUCACUAAAAUUGCUGUUUGUAUGAUAUACACAAACGCAAUGAUAAACGUUUUUGUUUACGCGGGCUUUAACGGAGAGUUUCAAAGAACUUUUGUUGAGAUGUUUCAAGCGGGUAAGGCAAAAUUCCGUGCUCUAGUAUCUCUCUAG
Molecule: messenger RNA, 987 nt
Organism: Pocillopora meandrina
Lineage: Eukaryota; Metazoa; Cnidaria; Anthozoa; Scleractinia; Pocilloporidae
Source: the annotation of a GenBank genome assembly